ACAAAACUCACAAACGUCUUGAAACGUCAUGUCUUUUCAACAGGACUUUAAUAAUAUUUUGAAUUUAACAAUUUCAGGAUACAAAAACGGUUAAACCUUGUAAAUAAAGAAACAGUUGUAAUAACCCAAAUCAAAACAUGCCAAUUAACGUGUCUAUUAGAAUAUAAUUUUGAAGGAUGAAGCAACCGAUUUUAUGUGAAGAAGCCGGUGUAUCAUAUGUUAACUCUUAGGUUAUGUAAGGUUGUUUAUCAAGCACCAUGGUGCUGGAUAGGUUUAUAAGGAACGUCAUAAUGCUUCGCGGCCCAUUCCGAUUCAGCCUACGAUGUCGGAAGUUUCCAACGGCGUGGAAUUCAACGAAGAAGUCUUCACUGAAAUGGACGCUUGUUACGAAACUUUCGACAAAGACGGGGACGGAAAGCUGAAUCUGGAUGAGUUCCGGCUGAUCUGCAAGGCGUUGUUCCGCAACGACAAGGGCCACAUCUACCCGCUCUCCGAAGACAGAGCCAGACAUAUUUUCAACGUUUUCGAUACAAACGGGGACGGGUUCAUUGAUAAGGAAGAGUUCACUUUCUGCUGGAACCAUUGGAUCAAGGUGAUCGUGCGUCCGGUGAGCGCGUUCCUGAUCGUGGACGUUCAGAACGACUUCAUCUCCGGCACCCUCAACAUCAGCAAGUGCAACGCCCAGCAAGACGGCAGCGAGGUGGUCGAACCCAUAAACCAUCUCCUGGAUACGGUGCCGUUCGACUGUGUCUUCUACUCCCUGGACUGGCAUCCCCCGGAUCACGUGUCUUUCAUCGACAACGUCCAUAUGAGAGAACUGCAUCCAUCCAGCCCGGUGUCGGCGGACAGGGCGGCCGCCUACGACACGGUGAUCUUCGCCGGCCCCCCGCCCAUGAGGCAGCGCCUUUGGCCGCGCCACUGCGUGCAGGACACGUGGGGCGCCGAGCUGCACAACGACCUCAAGAUAGUCGAGGGCGCCACGAAAGUGUACAAGGGCACCAACCCGGAGGUGGACUCGUACUCCGUGUUCUGGGACAACAAGAAGCUGACCGACACCAGCCUCAGCACGCAGCUGCGACUGCGCGGCGCCACCGACAUCUACAUCUGCGGGCUGGCGUACGACGUGUGCGUCGGUGCAACGAUAGCUGACGCGCUGGCCAUCGGCUACCGCGCCGUGCUGGUGGAGGACGCCAGCCGGGGGGUCGACCUCGCUGACAUCGAGAAGACGAAAGCAACCAUCGUCAACAACAACGGAGUCAUCGUGCGCUCUGACGAGGUGUUACCGAUGGUGGAAGGGAGGGACCGGCGGCCCGAACUGGGCUACAAGCUCGCCAUGGAACUGAAGAGGGCUAUGGAGGAAAAAUAAACUCAAAGAAAUACAUUAUCGACGCUUGUAAAGCCUUAGCUAAAGCACUGUUUGAUGUUCAAUAACACUGUCAAUGUCUUGUAGAACGUAACGUCACCUGUCAGAAUGACAAGUGCUUUUUAACUGUCAACGUUUUUUGUUGACAGUUUUGUCUACUUUAAUUAGUGCUUUUGACACAGUAGUUUUUAUUCUUUAAAUGAGCACCAGUACCCUAAAUUGAAGAUUUAUGGAAGCUAUAAAUUAGAUUUAUAAAUUUUAGAGCUUGGCGUGCUACUGUUUUUUCUGACGUUAAGUUCUCUAUUUUACCUUUAAAUGUUAUUUAUUUAUUUGUAUAUUUAGUAGAUUUUAUUUUAAUUGACUGUGUUCCCAGUGUUAACAAAGUAUGUAGAAUCUCAGAUUCAAAAAUGACAAUUAAUUCUAGAUCGGACAAUUUAUGAAAUGUACAUUUGAUAUAAUAUAAUAAUAUUGUGGUAUCUUCAAGUUGUAUAGUUGAGAUUGUUCGAUGUUGCUGCUGUUGAUUGCUGCGUGCCAUCCCUGCAACGUUUUUAUAGUCGAUAGGACAUCCCUAGACUCGUCGAGAACAUUCCUCACAAGUCGAGUACAUUCGAAGUGUGUUUCCGUUAUCUGACAAUAGAUGGCGUUGUACUCCUCGAGCGUUCUAGAUUCUACUAGAUCGUUCGGCUAUUCGGCGAUAGAUGGCGUUACUCUUACCGGCGUAACAGUAUAAUAAUAUAGCAACGACGCUUGAGAGUUAUGUUGUUUGUUUGUUGAAAACAUUCCGUCCCAUUUCCCGACACAAAGAGAAAGUGUCGUGAUCUACAAUCGGUAGUAUCAUCUAGACGAGCCGCCGCGAAGGGCCUGGUGGCCACAGGGGAGGCCGGCCCUCCGCCACGUCGAGCGAGGAGGCCCGUCGACCGCACCUCGUGUGUAUCGCGCUACUAAUGGUGGCUGUCGGGGUAAAACAAAAAAAAUGACAAUUGACAAAUAUUUUUGUAUUUAAGGUGAAUACAACAGUACACGGCUUACACGGACUUGCUCGGUUGAUGUUCCACGCGGAGUUCUGCCGUCACACAUAUUGUAUAGUCGGGGUUGUCAAGUUUUUGUUUCUUUGAUCUAUGUUAUUUAAUAUGAAGCACCAUUUUAAGGACUUUUUGGCGGGAACGCGAGGAGUGAAAUUGUGUGAUUUGUCUUAUUUUGUCUAUUUAGUGUUUCUCCAAGUUUAAAUGUGUAAUAACGGUGGUUUAUUAACUGUUUAAUAUCUGUGAUAGUGCACAAAUGUGGGAAAAUGAAACAAAGCCUUCAACAAAAACUUUUCGGGAUUCUCGAAAAAAGUUCACUGAGAAAAUCUCAGUAAAUGACCACCAUUUUACUGAGAUUAUAUUUCAUCCCAUCUCAUCUCAUUUCAUUUCAUUUCAUCCCAGUUGAUUAAUGUCUCAAAUUAAUCAUCUUGAUUUCAUUUUAUAUUAACAUUUUUCAUAACAAUAAGAAUAUAAAUUAAAAUAAGACAUGACCUGAAUAAGACAUGGUCUUAGUUACCAGGUCAUAAAAUCCCUUAAAAAAAAGCACCAUUUUAAACACUAUAACGACUGGCUUGUUCUCUAAAGUAGUUUAUAAUAUGUUUUUAUGAAUCUUCUAUAUUAUUAAGUUUUAAGUAAUGGAAAUCUCUUUUUUGUUAUCCGACAUUGAACUUAGUUUGUUAUGAGCAGAGAUUUGAAUAGACUUCGCAAUUAAGUUUUUUUUAAAAUUGAUUAUUAAUUUAUAUUUAAAUUAUUUUAGUUCGCCACACACAUAACUCAUUUAUAAGGUAUUUAUAAUUCUGAUAAACCUUGCCGUAUUUAUUGUUUCAAAGAUGCACAAGUAUUUUUUUGUCUGAUUUUGACAUUCCUGUAAUUUUAAUUUAUUAUACGCUUAUGUGAUAUAUGACGUAUAUAUCCUGGCACAUUAAGUGUUGCUAUGGUGACUUUUAAUCUAUAGCAGAGAUACCGUUACAAAAGUCAUAAAAAAUGUAGCACAGGGUGUGGUUUUUUUUCAAAAACCUAAAGUGAGUUAUUGCUUUCCAGUACAUAUUUAUGUAGGACGGUGGUAAUGGCGGGCGAGUGUAGCCUGCCCUGUUACGUCACGGUGAGUGGUAGUACACCCUGUAUACAUAACAACCUGGUGUGAUGUGUCGAGUUCUGUGUUCGUUACUACAGUAGAUUGUGAGGAAUAGGGACUAGAGGAAGAAUAGGGACAAAUUUAGGAUGUCACAAUACUUUUGGUCGGGUUGUUGGAGAUUUAACUUUGUUCAACUGAAAAUGGCUUUUAUUUAGUGUUUAAAAAUAUUUAAUAGUUUUAUUUAGUCAUCAAAGUUUUGUAACUCAUUAAUUAAAAAGUUGGGUACCUACCUAACAACUAAAUAGUGCCAGCCCUAUCGAAAAACUAUUGUCUCCAUACGUUACCCGAUUCACCCCCAACGCCUAGGUGAAUAGGGACAAGUGAGUUUUUGUAACUUUAUAUUAUUUUUCUUUAAUAAACUAUAUUUUAAUGCAUUAUAAAUGAUACCACCGGAACCAUUAUGAUCUCCAUUGUAUUGCUAUAACUACAAAAAAAGCGAUAAAAGUCAACGUCGAAUUUAAAAAGUGUUCCGAUUUCCCCCCAUUUUACGGUACUUAUUUAGUUUAUUAAAAAUCAAACGGGUGUUAUAUAUAUAAUUGGAUUGUGAAAUAUCGUAUACGUAGGUACUUUUUUUUUUAUUGCUUAGGUGGAUGGACUAGCUCACAGCCCACCUGGUGUUAAGUGGUUACUGGAAACCAUAGACAUCUACAACGUAAAUGCGCCACCCACCUCGAGAUAUAAGUUCUAAGAUCUCAGUAUAGUUACAACGGCUGUCCCACCCUUCGAACCGAAACGCAUUACUGCUUCACGGCGGAAAUAGGCAGGGUGGUGGUACCUACCCGUGCGGACUCCCAAGAGGUCCUACCACCACACGUACUUAAUUGAUUUUAUUGUGAUAUUCUACUUAAUAUGAUUUGUAUUUUUUUUUAUUGAAAAGCCUGCAAAUUCUUGUAAUGAGUACGCCGGCUUUGCAAGAUGUCAUACUGUAGGCACUCUUAUUAAUAUCACGGAAUAUGUUUGCCACUCCUGAUGAAUUCGAUUUUCUGUUAUAUGUAUAUAAUAAGUUUGUGUUGUUUCGCUGUAGACAUUUAGAAAAUUAAUAAUAUAUUCUUAAAUUAAUGUAAAUUCUUUAUAAAACAUUGUCAGCCGAUCGGUAAUAAAUAUACAGUAGGUAGUAGUGUAGGGACUCGGCGCGGCUGUGGCGGGUCCUUAAUGUAAUGUUUGUUCCUCGUGUGAUGUUCCUCCUGUGCACUUCAAUAUAAUUAUGAAAUAUCAA
This is a messenger RNA of Bombyx mori (domestic silkworm), 4736 nucleotides long. It is a transcript of the gene Naam, whose product is annotated as nicotinamidase. The transcript has 8 exons. The record is from RefSeq and is a predicted model, not a curated record. Gene Ontology annotation, molecular function: calcium ion binding. Lineage: Eukaryota; Metazoa; Arthropoda; Insecta; Lepidoptera; Bombycidae. Bases 323 to 1366 code for a protein of 347 amino acids.